Molecule: messenger RNA, 576 nt
Organism: Drosophila rhopaloa
Lineage: Eukaryota; Metazoa; Arthropoda; Insecta; Diptera; Drosophilidae
Exons: 1
Coding region: 1-576 (191 amino acids)
Source: RefSeq, a predicted model, not a curated record
AUGUUAGUCGCUUUGAUUGGACUAACUCUGCUGCUGCAAGUCAAUUCGAUAGCAGGACAAGGAUACCAAGUCUAUGGAUCACCUGGUGUACAGGUUAUAUACCCGAGCUCGUCCAAUGUUCAAGUCUUGGGCUCAAGACCAUUCUUUCGACGCGGGAUAUGGGAAAUUGUGAGAAACCUUACGAUUACUGCGAACGCAACCAGUCAGGACUUCCAGUUUGGCAGUUCUUUGGGCAACGGGAACAUUGCACUGUCAAAUAACCAGAAUUCCGGCAACGCACCUCUUCGGAAUCUUCUAAGAAACCUGUUCGGCCGUCAGCCCAAUAUCCAAUAUGUGAACCUGAGUGGCAGAGCCUUCAACGAUCGCUCCCAGGAGCCACAGACUCCAGUACUGUACAAUUAUCAGCCAUUUGCCAGUCCAGAGCUUGUGUCCCGCACACGGGUUAAAGUUGUGCGACAGGGCGUGCCACGUCGGAUUCUGGUUCGGAAUCUGAAGUCCAGCCAGACUCAGAUGACCAAUGUGGAAACUUACAGGAUUCCCGUUUUUGAGGACGACUGGCUGGUGAGCGGGUUAUAA